Molecule: messenger RNA, 1755 nt
Organism: Talaromyces stipitatus ATCC 10500
Lineage: Eukaryota; Fungi; Ascomycota; Eurotiomycetes; Eurotiales; Trichocomaceae
Product: siderophore iron transporter, putative
Exons: 3
Coding region: 1-1755 (584 amino acids)
Biological process (GO): transmembrane transport
Cellular component (GO): membrane
Molecular function (GO): transmembrane transporter activity
Source: RefSeq, a predicted model, not a curated record
AUGGCUUCACAACCUGCCAUUGUGUCCUCAUCGCCAGAGGAACCUAUGUCCCGUAUAAACUCAAAGACCUUCAUCUGUCUCGUGGCCGUCAAUCUCAUCUACCUGGCACAGCUCACCUCUGUCAUCGGGACAGGCUUCUUGGCACAGUCGAUGGCCCAAGCUGUCGGUGGUACAGACAAGACAGUCUGGUACUCGUCUUGUAUCACUAUUAUGACAGUCGCCUUGAACCCGCCCAUCAGUCAGGCUGCCGACUACUGGGGCCGGAAACCUAUCCUCAUCGCGUCGUCUCUGAUCGGCGUGGCCGGAUCCAUUAUUGUAUCUAGGGCCCAGAACUCUGGCACGAUCAUUGCCGGAUUUGCCGUUCUCGGUCUCAACUUCGGAUGCCAGUCGGUUAUCCUGGCUGUCCUGUCGGAAGUUCUGCCCCGACAUUGGAGGCCCAUAGGCCAAGCGUCUUCCAGCAUAGCAUCCAGCGUGGGUGCAAGCAUUGGACUCCUAAUAGGCGGGGGACUUCUCCAACAUGGUAAUCUCACCAACUACCGUAUUUACUGGUAUAUUCUGGCUGGUUUCUAUGUAGUCGCGACUUUGGGAUGUUUCAUCGGGUACAAUCCUCCGCCCCGUGCAGUUCAAGCAUCUCUCAGCACGUCAGAGAAGCUCUACCGUCUUGACUGGGUUGGAUACCUGCUUUUUGCCCCGGGCCUUGCCUUGUUUUCCAUGGCGCUUGCGUGGUCCAAAAACCCAUAUUCCUGGAACAGUGCCAACAUCCUUGCUCCAUUCAUCAUCGGCAUCGUCGCAAUGAUUCUCUUCGUGGUUUACGAGUGGCGCUUCAAGAAAGACGGCAUUCUUCACCAUGACCUCUGGACUAAUAGAAACUUAGCCAUCUCCCUGCUCAUUAUGUUCGUUGAAGGUCUGGCCUUCUUUGCGGCCAACUCCUACUUUGUUUUUGAGAUUAUCGUUCUAUACGAUGCGAGCAUUCUCUCAGCUGGUACAAACUUUUCCAUCAUGUUCUUCACAGGCCUGGCUUUCUCCCCAAUUUUCGGGCUGUGGUCUUCGAAGCUCAAGACAAUGCGGCCGCAGUUAAUUCUUGGCUGUGUUUUUCUUUUAUUAUUCUUCAUUCUACUUGCAACAGUCAAGAUAGACACUCCUCGUUAUGCCUUUUGGAUAUUCCCAAUUACGUCUGGCAUUGCCCUCGUUUCAAUUCUGCCUAUCUCAAUGGUCUCUGCUCAAUUAACAACAUCCUCAGAGUUGAUCUCAUUGGCAUCGGCGUUGAUGAUUACAGUCAGGAGUUUGGGAGGUGCAAUUGGCCUGGCCAUCAAUAACGCCGUUUUAAACGACACCUUGGAUACGGAACUGCCUAAGAAAGUCGGUGCGGCGGUGUUGGCACUGGGCCUCCCUCCUUCAUCUUUGCCUGAACUUAUUAGAGCUUUGGCCACGCAAAGCAAGGCAGCUGUUGCUGCGGUGCCUGGGAUCACCCCUGAGAUUGCCCAAGCCGCAGUGGUAGCAAUGAAAAGGGCAUAUUUGAUGGCCUUCAGGAACGCCUGGAUUGUUUCAGCCGCUUUUUGUGCCGUUCUAGUGCUGGCUUCCAUUUUCAUAAAGGAACAAAGAGCUGACUUUGACGCUCGCAUCGAUGCCCCCAUGGAUGUUGUAUCAUACGAUUUGAAAGCAAAGGAUAUGGAGAUGACAGUCGAGAAUAAUGGGCAGAAAGAGACGAGCGUGCAGCACAACGAAAAUGCUGCAUUAGCUGAUGACAAUAACUGA